Molecule: messenger RNA, 942 nt
Organism: Caenorhabditis remanei
Lineage: Eukaryota; Metazoa; Nematoda; Chromadorea; Rhabditida; Rhabditidae
Exons: 4
Coding region: 1-942 (313 amino acids)
Source: RefSeq, a predicted model, not a curated record
AUGAGAAAAAGUUGGUUUCUCAAGGAGAAUCUUCUUUCCAGUAGUUCUAUGAACUUCAAAGUGUUCCAAGGGAUCUGCCUGGGUGCCGCUGUUCUCUCCUUGAUUUGUCUCUGGUUCGCAGGUCAAAUCGGCGAUAAAUCAAUCGAUAAACGAUCAGAAGAACAAGAUCUCCACGAAUUCCUUCUGGAAAAUGAGCCAGAUUCAGAAAAAUCGCCAACUUUCUCAGAAAACGUCGAGAAUUCAGUGAAAUUAACGAAAGAAAUCGUUUCGCAACGUCAAUUUCUGGCGAUUGUCUUCACAAAUUUCUUCCAUACCGCCCGUAGUAUUGCCCAUAUGAAUUUCGCGUCGAUCAUCACUGAAAUCGUCAUUCCCCAAGAGAUUUUGCCAUCGGGAUCCGUCAAAUUAAGCCUUUUUUUCAUGGUUUUGACACUUGGACCUCAAUUAGUGCUGAUUUUUAAUGAGAAGUUAAUUGCGAGAGUCGGCGCAAUUAAUGUGAUAUCUAUCAGUUAUAUUGUAUCGUUUUUCAGUGGAUUUUUGAUUAUUUUGGCUGGAAAUCCCUAUAUGAUUAUGGCGUUUAUGUUGGUCGAUUGCAUAACAGUGCACACGAUAGCCCCUUUGUUCAACAUAAUAAUAUCUGAUUUCGUUGAUGACGACGCCCGAAAAAACAAUCGUCCAUCCGGUAUCCCGUCGAUUGUGUUCAGUCUAAAUGCACUAUUCGUGAAACCAGCUCAAUCGGUCGCCCCCGUUGUCAUUGUGUAUCUGUUGAAUCAGUCGGGUUAUCAGGAAUAUCUAAAAACGAAAAUGGAAUCCGCUGAUCUGAAGAGUACAAUUCUCCUGAUUCUAUUCAUGACACCAUCUGUAAUCGGAGGAAUUCAAUAUAUCAUUAUGAGGUCGAUGUACAAUUUCAGACGGCCAAUUGUCAGAAGUACUCAUGUCGUCUGA